Molecule: messenger RNA, 10192 nt
Organism: Labrus bergylta (ballan wrasse)
Lineage: Eukaryota; Metazoa; Chordata; Actinopteri; Labriformes; Labridae
Source: RefSeq, a predicted model, not a curated record
GGUGCAGAACGCGAAGACGCCACCGAGGUGUGUUUGAGCCAUUUGGAGGAUGAAGAUAAUCGCUCGGUGAAUGGGAAACACCGACACAGAGGCACCGCUACCUUCCCCAGCUCUUCUUGGCGAACACGCUUCCGUCGGCGAGAUUUACGCCGAAGCCGGUGUCUGCGCUCUGCGGGGCCGGGCGCGCCACGUCUGGAAGGAGUAGGGAGGAUGGAGGGGUUUUUCACAGAGGGGGCCCGUGUUUGGGUCAAGGAGAAAGAGCAGCUGGUUCCCGCCACGGUUAACUCCUGUGCAGAUGGAACUCUUGUCGUCACAACCGACUAUGGAGAGGUGUUGUACCUGCAGCAGGCGGAGGUCACCAGGGAGCGGGUGUAUGCGAUGCACCAGUCCAGCAUCGAUGGGGUGGAGGACAUGUCGGCACUGGCCGAGCUGCACGAGGCUGCCAUCAUGCACAAUCUGUACCAGCGCUACCAGAAGGACAACAUCUAUACUAACAUCGGGAGCAUCCUGGCAGCUGUCAACCCUUACAAGCAGGUCCCGGGUAUGUAUGGCCCGGAGAGGGUGGACCUGUACUCCAAACACCACAUAGGAGAGCUCCCGCCGCACAUCUUCGCCGUGGCCAACGAGUGCUACCGCUGCAUCUGGAAACGCCACGACAGUCAGUGUGUCCUCAUCAGUGGUGAAUCAGGGGCUGGGAAGACAGAAAGCACUAAACUGUUGCUUCAGUUCCUGUCGGUGAUGAGCCAGAACUCAUCCGGGACGCCCUCAUCAGAGAAAUCUACACGAGUGGAGCAGGCCAUCGUACAGAGCAGUCCGAUUAUGGAAGCGUUCGGGAAUGCAAAGACAGUUUACAACAACAACUCCAGCCGCUUUGGGAAAUUCAUCCAACUUCACUUCUCUGAGGGCGGGAACAUCCAGGGAGGCUGCGUCAUCGACUAUUUACUGGAGAAGAAUCGUGUGGUACGACAAAACCCUGGAGAACGAAACUACCACAUCUUCUACGCUCUGCUGGCGGGAGCUAACAAGGAUCAAAGAGGCCAGUACUUCCUGGAGGAUCCUGCAGAAUCUUUCCACUACCUCAACCAAUCAGGAUGUCUGAAGGACAAGAGCCUGAAUGACAAAAAUCUGUUUAACAGUGUUAUGGAGGCGCUGAAAGUGCUCCAGUUCACAGAGGAGGAGAUCAGAGACAUGUUCAAGCUGUUGUCGGGAGUCUUACAGCUGGGAAACAUUGAGUUCAUGACUGCAGGAGGAGCCCAGAUCACCACCAAGCAAGUGGCCACUAACGUCAGUGAGCUGCUGGGCUUGGACGCCUUCCAGCUGUCUGAAGUCCUGACUCAGCGCUCCAUAAUCCUCAGAGGAGAGGAGAUCUGCUCCCCGCUCACUAUAGAGCAGGCCGUGGAUUCCCGGGACUCUGUUGCCAUGGCGUUGUAUUCCCAGUGUUUCUCCUGGAUCAUCCUCAAGAUCAAUCAGAAGAUCAAAGGGAAGGAGAACUUUAAAUCCAUCGGCAUCCUGGACAUCUUUGGCUUUGAGAACUUCCAGGUGAAUCGAUUCGAGCAGUUUAACAUAAAUUACGCCAACGAGAAACUUCAGGAGUAUUUCAACAAGCACAUCUUCUCCCUGGAGCAGCUCGAGUACAACAGGGAAGGUGUCCAGUGGGACGCCAUCGACUGGAUGGACAACGCAGAGUGUCUGGACCUCAUAGAGAAGAAACUGGGCUUGUUGGCACUCGUGAAUGAAGAGAGUCGUUUCCCCAAAGGAACAGACUUCACUCUGCUGGAGAAGCUGCACAGCAGGCACUCUACAAACCCUUAUUAUGUGAAGCCCAGACUGGCUGACCAUCAGUUCGGUAUCAAACAUUAUGCCGGCGAGGUCCUGUAUGAUGUUAAAGGAGUACUAGAGAAGAACAGAGAUACCUUCAGAGAUGACAUCCUGAACAUGCUCAAGGACAGCAGGCUGGACUUCAUCUACGACUUGUUUGAGAAGGUCGGCAGCAGGAACAAUGAGGAGAAGAUGGGAACGGCCAGGCGCAAACCUACUGUGAGCUCCCAGUUCAGGGACUCCCUACACUCUCUCAUGGCCACUCUGAGCGUAUCAAACCCUUUUUUCAUCCGCUGCAUUAAGCCUAACAUGGAUAAGAAUCCAAGUAAGUUUGACCCUGAGGUCGUCCUGAACCAGCUGAGGUAUUCUGGGAUGUUGGAGACCGUGAAGAUCCGUCGAGCCGGCUUCCCCGUCCGCAGAACCUUCAAAGACUUCUUCUCCCGAUAUAAGAUCAUUGCCAAAGACAAAGUAGCAGCAGCAGGAGAUGAUAAGAAGAAAAGUACGGACCUUUUGUUCAAAUAUGACAAGACAAAGAAGGAGUGGCAGUUCGGCAAGACAAAGGUGUUUAUGAAAGAGUCUUUGGAGCAGCUUUUAGAGAAAGAUAGAGAUGAAGUCCGACGCCAAGCUGCCAUGAUCAUCCGCGCCCACCUGCUCGCUUUCUCUGCCAAGAAGUAUUUCAAGCGCGCCCGUGCAAGCGUCAUCACCCUCCAGAAACAUUUAAGGCGACACAUUCAACGCAGGAAGUUUGUGAAACAACGCGAGGCGACGAUGGUGCUGCAGAGACACAGGCGAGGUCAGGUGGCACGUGCACGAGUCCGGAAGAUCAGGGAGGAGAAAAAGAAGAAAGAGGAAGAACAGAGGAGGAAAGAGGCGGGGGAGAAGUCGACACCUGGUGAAGGGGAGCAGCAGGAAAAGGUGGACGGAAAAGCUAAAUCAUCGGACGAAGACGCUGGUGAUUCUGAAAGUACCCGGCAGAUGGAGGAGAUCCUGCAGCUGGAGCGAGAGAUCGAGCGCCUGCAGAAAAAGAGAGAGGACGAGGUGUCCCAGCUGUGCGAGUCCUCCAAACAGGAGCUGCAGCUGCGCCGCGACGCGGAGCUCAAACGGAUGAAGAAGGAGGCGUCCCGCAAGGCCACGCAGCUCAUCGACCUCCUGGACUUCGGAGGCGUGGAUCCCUCACUGGGCGCAGCCGCCGCCAAGCCUGCUGCUGCUGCUGCUGCUGCUGCUGCUGCUGUGGCCAAAGCCCCUAAAGCUGCGAACGCCAGCAGAGGAGCGUCCAAAGACGAGGAGGUGGACGAAGGGUUUCACGCCGAAGAGGAGUGCAUCCCUCUCCCGGACUUCCCUCCUCCUGCAGAGACCGACACUCCCCUGGAUCAGGAGAUCUUCGCUCACCUCCCUCCUCCGCCGCCUGCUUUUGCAGAGGGAACAGUUCCUCCUGCUCCUCCGCCUCCGCCUCCUCUGCCAGCAGACGGCAUCCCUGAGGCUGGAAUCCCUCCUCCUACUCCUCCUGCUCCUCCUCCUCCACCUCCACCUGGAGACGGUUCAGCUGUUCCUCCUCCACCACCACCUCAUCCUCCCAAGGGAGACGGCGAGAAGAAAGAGGGGGCCAAAGCAGAGCCGGAGAGGAAGGUGAGCAUGGUGGAGAGUCUAGGGGACGGGGACGAACCGAUCUACAGCAUGCCGGCCGACACCGAGUCCGACUACGACCAGGAGGAGGAGGAAGGGUCGGUCACAGCGGGAGACGACAGCUCCGUGUCCGGGAGCAACCGAGGGAGCGCGGCCGUGAUGGACGAGGAGCACCCGAGGAAGUCAACCUGCACAAACGCCAGCAUCGAGUCCUACAGAGGCAGCUCUGACUCUUAUGCUGACAGUGACGACGAACAUGACGGCAUGAUGGACACUGAUGAAGAAGUCACUAACGGCAGAGUGACCUUGCUUAAUGGAAACGGACCGCCAUAUUUCCACGGCUACCUCUACAUGAAGGCCGGUCUGAUGAUCCCGUGGAGGAGGCGUUGGUGUGUGUUGAAGGAUGAAACCUUCAUGUGGUUCCGGUCCAAGCAGGAGUCUCUAAAGUCGGGCUGGCUGUACAAGAAGGGAGGAGGCCUCUCCACUCUCUCACGGAGGUUAAACUGGAAGAUGCGCUGGUUUGUACUCAGGGACAAUAAGCUGAUGUACUACGACAACGACAGCGAGGAGAAACUGAAGGGAACCAUCGACAUCAGAGCUGCCAAAGAGAUCGUGGAUAAUCAUGAGAAGGAGAACGCUCUGAACAUCGUGACGGAUGAGAGGACAUAUCAGGUGUUUGCUGAGUCACCCGAGGAUGCAAGUGGGUGGUUCAAUGUGCUCAAAAAAGUACGUGUGUGCACACCUGAGCAGCUGCUGGAGAUGUCCCAUGAACAGGCCAACCCCAAGAACGCUGUGGGAACUCUUGACGUGGGCCUGAUUGACUCAGUCUGUGCUUCAGAUAAUCCUGAUCGGCCAAACUCCUUUGUCAUCAUUACGGCCAACCGUGUGAUCCACUGCAACAGCGACACACCAGAGGAGAUGCAUCACUGGAUCAGUCUGCUGCAGAAACCCAAAGGAGACGCCCGGAUCGACGGCCAGGAGUUUCUCGUCAGAGGCUGGCUCCAAAAGGAGAUGAAGACGAACGCUAAGAGCACCUCCCUGAAGCUGAAGAAGCGCUGGUUUGUUUUGACGCACAACUCUCUGGAUUACUACAAGAGCUCAGAGAAAAACUCCUCCAAGAUGGGAACUCUGGUCCUGAACUCGCUCUGCUCCAUCAUCCAGCCGGAUGAGCGGGUGCACCGGGAGACGGGUUACUGGAACAUCAUGGUGUACGGUAGAAAGCACUCGUACCGCCUCUACACCAAGAUGCUGAACGAGGCCAUGAGGUGGACGGCCGCCAUACAGGGAGUCAUAGACAGCAAGACUCCCAUAGAGACUCCAACGCUGCAGCUCAUCAGAGACAUCAAGGAGAACAGCGUGAACUCUGAUGUGGUGGAGCAGAUGUACAGGAGGAACCCCAUCCUCAGAUACACUCAGCAUCCCCUGCACUCCCCUCUGCUGCCGCUGCCCUACGGAGAGGUCACCAGCAUACAAAGGCGGCAGGGCUAUGCCAGCCUGCAGGAUGAGGCGGUGCGAGUUUUCAACUCACUGCAGGAGAUGGAGACUCUGGCAGACACGGUGCCCAUCAUUCAGGGCAUCCUGCAGACCUGUCAGGACCUGCGUCCUCUCAGGGAUGAGGUUUACUGUCAGGUGAUCAAGCAGACCAAUCACGUGCCUCAGCCUAACAGCCCAGCCAACCGGGCACACUGGCAUCUGCUCACCUGCAUGAGCUGCACCUUCUUACCCAGUCGAGCAAUUCUCAGAUACCUCCGCUUCCACCUCAAGAGGGUACGCGAGCGCUUUCCCGGCACAGAUAUCGAGCGCUACGCCAGCUUCAUCGGGGAAUCCCUGAAGAAGACCAAGACUCGUGAGUUUGUCCCCUCUCAGGAGGAGAUCGCCGCCCUGCUGAUCAGACAAGAGAUGAGCACCACCGUCUACUGCCAUGGGGGAGGCUCCUGCAAAAUCUCCAUCAAUUCACACACCACAGCUGGAGAGGUUGUGGAGAAACUUAUCAGAGGUUUGGCCAUGGAGGAGAGCAAGAACCUGUUUUCUCUGUUUGAACAUAACGCCGUCACAGAUCGAGCUUUGGAGAGCAGAGUCAUUGUGGCUGAUGUUCUGGCCAAGUUUGAAAGACUGGCAGGCAGUGAAGAAGAGGAGGAGGAAGGAGAGUGGAAACUCUACUUCAAGCUCUACUGCUUCCUGGAUGUGGAGAGCAUGCCAAAAGAAGGCGUGGAGUUUGCGUUCAUGUUUGAGCAGGCCCAUGAGUCUCUGAUAAGUGGUCACUUCCCGGCCUCAGAGGAGACUUUGCAGCACCUGGCCGCUUUACGUCUCCAGUAUCUCCACGUUGACGGGGCGGGUCGGGCAGGAUGGAGCCUUGGAACCGUUUAUCCAAUCGGACGCCUCCGCAAUCGCAUCCUCCACUCCACCAAGCCCGGCGUCGGGGCAGCGGGGGGAGCAGGAGGAGGGGGAGCAGGAGGAGCAGGAGAUGGGAAGACCGCUGUGGGAGGACCGGGUGGAGUCCCAGUCGGAGUGGAGAAACGAAAGACCCCGAGCUUCCUGGACGGCACCCUGAGGAGAAGCUUCAAGACGGGAUCGCUGAAGAAGCAGAAGGUGGAGGAGGAGCAGAUGCUUGAAAUGUGGGUGAAGGAGGAGACGUCGGCCACACGGACCAGCGUUCUGGAGAAGUGGACGCGCCUUCAGGGCAUGCCUCAGCAUCAGGCCAUGCUGAAAUACAUGAGCAUCAUCAAGGAGUGGCCGGGAUAUGGAUCCACUCUGUUUGAUGUGGAGUGUAAGGAGGGAGGUUUCCCUCACGAUCUGUGGCUGAGUGUGAGUGCAGACAAUGUCUCUGUGUAUAAACGAGGUGAACCAAAACCACUGGAGACCUUUCAGUACGAACACAUCACCUUCUUUGGUGCGUCACAGCCCUGCACCUACAAGAUCAUCGUAGACGAGAGGGAGAUGUUCUUUGAGACACCACUGGUCGGCGAGAUCACAAAGAUUAUGAGGGCCUACAUUAACAUGAUGGUGAAGAAACGCUGCAGCAUCAUGUCAGUGACCAGCAUUGCCAGCUCCUAUGUCAGGUGAUCGCCAACAACCAGUCAGAGCCCUCGCUUUCUCCAGCAGUGACAGACGCCUCGGCCCUCCCGCCUUGGUUGGUUGGUUGGUUUCGAUUGGAGGCAGUCGCAACAAACCAGCUAAUCCUCAAGGCUGAAUUUAAGGAUGGUGGUGCGGAGGUAGAAGUGGACACAGACGCCAAGACGCACACUCUUCUGGCCUGGGUUUCACUCGGGAUAAGGGAUCUAUUUAAAAAUGAGCAUGACGAAACAAAUUCAGUAUCUUGGGACGGUCCUUUUCAAAUACAUAAAUAACACCCUCCAGUCGUAGUCCUGCAUGUAGAUGUUCAAGCACACUCCAGACCUCUCUCCGCUUUUACCUUUUCUGGACACAACAAGUAAUAACAAGCACAAAACAUCCGCCCAAAUCUGUCCCCCUCUUUUACAACCCGAUGCACUGCCAGACAGAAAAAAAAAAAAAGCCACACGCUCUCAGUUGUUUUGUUUUUCACUCCUCCAAUCUCAGACUCUCUCUCUUUCUCUUCACGUGUCCUCACUCCUGUUUGCAUCUUCGUUUUACGGUUUUAACGCUGAAUUCUCGUUCUUUGCUUGUUUUUUUUCUCUCUCUGUCAUUUAUCGGUAACAUCAGCUGUUUGUGACUGAGAAAAAGGACUCCGAUGAUGAUGAUGAUGAUGAUGAUGAUGAUGAUGGUGGGGAUGAUUCUUCAGGGCUUUACUGACUGAGAAUGAGCUCGGCUGCUCACCUGUCAGUGCCACCGUGUGGCCAAAAGAAGAAAAUGCAGCCAAAAGGAAGUGGCUUUGAAUAUUUCUGAACAAUAUCAACUAGAAAUGUGUAAGUAGAGGCUGAACUGUGGAGGCUCUCCGGUCAUGUUUAUCUUAAAAGUGGAGAGUCUGUUCAGCCUCAGAGGAGAGCAUUAUCAACCAGAACAGUAUGAGACAAAAAAAAAACAUUUCCCUAUCUAAGUCAACAUAUACACACACUGCAUAUAUCUACUGUAUAUUCACAUACAUGUACACUCUAACAUGUAUCGUUUUGUACUGUAUAUCACACAUUAUAAGAGUUAUUAUUGAAUUUUUUUGGGUGGUCAUUGCACUGUACAGUAUAUAGAUGCCAAUGUGACACCUCGUGUAAAAUACAUGCAAGUGAAUGGCGUUGAUAAUGUCUGAAUAUGAUGCCAAUAAUGUACAUCGUUCACAGGCUGUGCCGUCGACGUGACUCACGGAGAAUAUGAGGAUUUAUAGUGAGAACAUUUUGAUGAAUUGAUCAGUGUUAUGUGUGCGACUCACUCUGCAGCAUUAAUUGGAGCCAUAAAAUACUGUAUACUUGUUUUUUUUAAACUCCUAUUCUCACUCCUUUCUUUAUCAUUUAAGACUUGAAAAGUAACUCCUCUGAGAGUUUGUCUGUGUUUAAAUCCUGUUUAUGAACAUGUGACUUUUAAUACUGAUACUGCUAUAAUAACUGUACACCCCCUGCUAUCUUAACCACCCUGAAGUGCUGUGUCAGGAAUGCUGCUUUGUGUGUGUGUGUGUGUGUGUGUGUGUGUGUGUGUGUAUGAGUGUAUUUAUGGUGUAAUCUGCUGUUGGUAAAAGAAAUGGAAAUGAGAAAAGAGAAGUGAUUUUACUGAGUGUAUUCCUCGGAGAUGAGACGUAUUUAAAUGACUAACCUUUGCAAAGAAUGGUGUUGUGAUCGUGAGUUAACGCAUGGGAUUCUACAAGGGAGGGUUCUGGGUCAUUUAUUUAUUAUUGUACUGUAUGUAUUGCAAGGUGGGUUUGGAGGAAAAUGUAUUUAAAAAAAAAUAUAUAUAGACUGGAUUUUCUUUUUCAGUCUCAGUGUAAGAGGAGCAGAAAAGACACUGUGAGGAAACGGGCUCAGAAAUGGUUCAGUUGUGUGGUGGGGAAUGCUGAGAGUCAUUACUGCUUUGUGCGUCCAUGUAUGUGUGUGUGUGUGUGUGUGUUUGGACUAAAAGUGAAGUCACUGUAACGCCAAUAUCAUCUGACUCUGUGGCACUGCAGGUAGAUGGCAGCUUCCCUCAUGUACAAAAACCUCUAGAGGAUAAAUAGACAAACAAAGUGCUUGGCUACAUCCAGUAACCAGGAGGGAUACUUUUUAUAAAGCAAACAGUCCAUUAAUCAAACUGAUGACACUUCAUAUGAAGUUACACACAUCAACCAUUAACUACAGCUGCAUAUCAAAAGAUUAUUUUCUAUAUGAAUAAAUCAUUAUAAAGCACAAUUUAAUGCCAUAUCUUGCAAAACUACUGUAUAUUCUACAAUUACUAGGCCAUUCCCAAAGACUUUUCCCCCCAAUAACUUCCUAUUCACUGCUUUAUGAUAGGGAGAAAUGCACAUGAAUUACUAUCUUAAUGUGCUUUGUUUAAAAGGUGAUAAUACCACAAACUAUGCAAAAUGUAUUGAGAUGUAAUCUAUGUUCAAAUAAGUACUUUCUUUAACAGUUAAAAAGGGAAAUAAAAAAGGAGGUUAUUGAGGGGAAAACUUGGCCUACUAGUUGAAACAUAAAGUCACACAAAGUAAGAAGACAUUAGGGAUUUUUAAAAGCGUAUACGCUGCUUAAAUGACUGAAAAACUAAAAAUGGUUAAUGGCUCAUUUAUGUACCUUGAUGUCGUGUUUUACGAGUUUAUUUUAUUUUGCUAAAGCUGCUAAACUAAUAUUGUGUCAAUAAUUAUUAAAUUAAAAUAUCUGGACCCCCCAAAAUAUAGGUUCUGCUGCUUUUCAUGCCAGAUAUUCAAGAGAGGUUGAACUUAAGGUGAAAGCGUCUGUUGUCUAUCUGCAGUGCCACAUACAAGGACGUAACGAUCAUCUCGAGACGCACUGAGGUCGUGAGUACAAGUGGGUUUAUGACACCAAGGAAAUUAUGUUUUUAUUUGGACUCCUCAUGCGUAUUUAUGUUGCCUGAAAGUUUAUUCCCUUAAUGGUCUGAGAUGUUCUUCAGGUCCAGCAUUUCAUUGAGGAAAUAGCAAAUAAUUGAUGUACUUGGCCUGUAAGUGUUAAAAAUCUAAAUGUAUAUUUAGUCUGACAAAUCCUGGAAUCAGCCAUUAUAAACUCAUUUGUCUCCUGGUAAAAAAAGAGCGGACUUCCUUGGAUCAUAACACAUAGAACCUGACCUCAGUGGCUUCAAUGGUAUUUACGUCUGCAUACACACAGCCCUCUGGGAUCCUGCCUAUAGAGUUAGAGUAAGCAGAACUCACACACAGGUUCCAGUUUGAACUUUUGUUUAUUUUUUUUAUUUUUUUGCCAAAAUAAGUGAAGCAACCCGUAAGCCAUACUUACAGAGGAACCUGGAGCUGUCUGUUCUAGUUAUUCUACAUCUAUGGUUCUGUCUGUCACUGAUAUUACACUGAGUGGGAAGAAGAAGUUACCCGAUAGAAGCUGAAAUGUGAUCGCUGUGUUUGCAAAACAGAAACAUGAGUUUAGAGUAAGAUUUUGCAGCACGUGAUCACAAAUCCGUCUCUAAGGUCAGCUUCAUCACAAGGGGUCCUGUAAUCAGCCGCAGGCGGCCAGAGUGGGGCCCGUUCGUAUCUUCUGUUAUGCUUAUUAUUAUCAUCAUUACACUGUAAAACAUAGUGCUUGUUUGAAGAAAAAAAAAGAGAAAGAGAGAGAUAUGUGUGUUGUUCUUUUUUUAUUUGUAACUGGCUUUACAAAAUUAUGCUUUAAUAAAUUAUUGGAAUUAUUGUCCUCUA